UCGCAGUUUACCUCUCGCGGAGGGCAGUCUGCGUUCGUUUUGUUUACAUUAUUUGCGGUGUGUUUUUGAGGUGCAGCAGACACCAUCAGUGUGAAAAGAAAACAGGGGAAAAUAGGUUUUGCAAAUUGGAAUUUCGGAAAGCAGUUUUUCACCAGAGGAAAGUCGUGUCAUUGUUGUUUUGUCACUCGCUCAAAGUUUCCAAAACUAGUAAGUUCAGUGAUUUUUGCUACGUGGAUAGUUUGCUGUCGCAGCCGAAAACGGACUCUGCGAAUUUUCCUUUCUUCUGGAUGCGGUUUCAUUGUUCCCCCUAAUAAAAAAUACUGUCUGGGGAAAUAUUGCAGAAAAGGUACAUCAUCGACUGUGUUUAUGUGAUUAUACGACCAGAAUCGAAUUUUACGCUGAUAAAGGUGCGAAAGUAAAGCAGUGCCGUUUGUUCUGCGCCAUUCACAGCGAAGUUGAGCGCAGUUUUGUGCAAAAAGACGACGUCGUCAACGGUACGGCGAAGAAUAUGUAAAUUUAAUCAAUUUGCACAGUGCCACAACAAGUGCAUGUACCUUCGAAAGUGCAGCUGGAAAAGUUCGUUUUUAUUGAUCCGAAGCUAGUAAGCCGGAUUUCUACUGCGGCAGCUCUGAAUGAAAUCGUAGCUCGACGCUGCCACAGUGCUGGUGUUUGGCGUUUUGGUCCCGUGGAUUUCCAGCUGAGCCGAACCGCUGUUUUCUUUAUCAACGACGACAGAAACAAUCUUCCCGACCAGAUACCAUAUAAUCAGGGGCUCCCAAUCAAUUAGCUCGGUUCCAGACAGCGGUGACGUUGUGGUCGUAAUCAUUCGCAUAUCGCCCGGUUGAGAGUGAGGACUACCCGCAAAGCACCGCAACAAAAGUGCAGGACGAACAGUGCAUCACCAGCGGUAUACUGACUGGCCUGAUGGAAGCAUGGACAACGAGCAGCCCCACCAGGAGUUGGUAAAAUGUGUCCUCGUAGGCGAUACCGCCGUUGGCAAAACACGUCUGAUAUGUGCACGGGCCUGCAACAAACAUGUUUCACUUUCGCAGUUACUUAACACGCAUGUGCCAACCGUGUGGGCCAUUGACCAAUAUCGGAUAUACAAGGAUGUACUGGAACGCUCGUGGGAAAUCGUAGACAGUGUCAACGUCUCACUGCGACUCUGGGAUACCUUCGGUGACCACGACAAGGACCGGCGCUUUGCGUACGGACGAUCUGACGUUGUGCUGCUAUGCUUUUCGAUAGCGAAUCCGGUGUCACUGCGCAAUUGCCGCGCCAUGUGGUACCCGGAGAUACGAAAAUUCUGUCCAGAUACUCCUGUGAUUCUAGUCGGCUGUAAGAACGACCUUCGGUAUAUGUAUCGAGAUGAGACCUAUCUGUCCUACUUCGGCGAUCGGAGUCCCUUCGUGCGGGCCGCCCGAAAGAGCGACCUGGUGAUGCCGGACGAAGCACGUGCGGUGGCCAAAGAGCUCGGUGUCGCCUACUAUGAAACGAGCGUGUUUACGUACUUUGGCGUGAACGAGGUGUUCGAGAAUGCAAUCCGUGCCGCACUGAUAGCCCGUCGUGAACACCGGUUUUGGAUGACCAAUCUGAAGCGGGUGCAGCGGCCGCUUUUGCAAGCACCAUUCCGACCGCCCAAACCUCCACCACCGGAAGUAACAGUCAUUACCGGCACACAUACUAAAGAUAUGCUAAACAUGUUCAAUUCGCAGUGCUAUACAGAUUUAGUAUUAAUUGUCGGUACUAUACGUUUUUCCGUACAUAGAUUUAUGUUAGCUAGUAGUUCUAAUGCAUUUCAUAGGUUACUGACGAUGGACAUCUCCGAUAUGGGUGCCCGCAGUAGCAGCGAGUCCAGUAUGGUUAGUUCAACGUUUGGCGAAUCGACGACAGCGGACUUCAAUGAAGAUACCGAGUGUCUCAUUCGAGCCGAACAGAACAAAGCUCCCAAUAGAAUGUGGGAACAACUGAAGCGGCGCUCUAGUUAUCAGGCCCUGCCUACAGUGGAGCCGAAGAAGGAUCUCUAUCGUGAGUUGCAUCAUCCAGUGUUUCAGAGUAUUAGGAUUUUCCAGAUCGAAAAUGGAAAGCACACUUACACGCAAACACAGACCAUAGUCUCAGUGAGUAAGCUUAUCACCCCGCAGGCCAUGCAGCAAUGCUUGAAGUUCAUCUACACGGGAGCAAUCGAUCGCGAAUGUCUCGAUUUGCAAACGGCUACAAUAGGAUUAAUACUGGAAAUACGCCAAGCUGCAGAAUUUUUAGAACUUCCUCAAUUGAUGGUUCUUUUAUCUAACACGCAAGCAAACCAGAGCUUCAUGAAUGAUGAAACCAUUCAGCAUUAUUCUACGUGCAUGAAACAGAACCUAGAGAAAUACUGUGUUCAGGAUGGCAUCUUUGGCGACAUUACGUUCGAGUUGGACGACGGUCACAUGAAAGCCCACCGUGCCAUGUUGGUGGCGCGGUGUGACGUGAUGAAAGCCAUGCUCAACGGGGACUUCCGAGAGGCACAUGCUAAUUUGAUUGUACUUCCAGGUGUAACUGAAUACACAUUCCACAAGCUGCUGUGCUAUCUCUACACUGACGAAAUUCCGCCCAUUUCGGCUGACAAGUGUUUGAAUCUACUGGAAUUGGCAAACCGGCUUUGUUUGCCACGGCUACUAAACCUGGUAGAGUGCCGGGUGAUUGAGGAUCUCACGAGGAUGUCACAGAACGAAACCAGUGAGGCAGUCGAACACUGCUUGAGAUUAUUGGAGUCUGUCAAGCUCCACAAUGCUCACCAACUAGCGGAAUGGUGCAUGUCGUAUCUGUGUGUGAACUACAACAGCAUCUGCAAGCUUUCGCCGCGAAGUUUGAAGAGUCUGCAUCCGGAUAAUCAGGACUAUUUGCGAGAGCACCGAUGGCCACCGGUGUGGUAUCUGAAGGACUACGACUACUACCAACGAUGUAUGAACGAGCUCAACCGGGAGCUCAACAAUGGGAAGAAAGACUGCACGGCAGACGACAAGGGUUGUCUCUGCUUUUCCGGAGUAUUUUUCUGGCUACUAGGGAAAUCAAAACGAUCGGCCGCGGCAGCCAAAUCGACCCUGCAGACGGCAAUCACCGCUAGCUCGGAGCACCAAUCGGACAUGGUUAGCACCAGUCUGUUCCAGUCAAAUGCCAACUCGGUGAACCAGUUCGAUCCGGAACACGACGGCGCGGAUCUCUGACAUUUGGCUGACGGAUCGUGGAGGUCGCUUCGCUUCAUUGUGAUUCUGCCAGUGCUGAUUUGCUUCAUCUGCACCAUCCUGAGCAUUCUGAUCAUAUUCCAGAUCUACACCUAAUAUUUGCUGCAGCGGUAGUCACCGCUGGAUGAUGGUUAUUGACGUCAAUCGGAAGCGGGAAACGGGUGAGGACGAAUCUCGUCGCCCGGUUUCUCUAGGCUUGCAACUCGCAAGCGUCUUCCGUCAAUCAAUAGCACAUCGUUCGAGCGGAGACUACUCGUUGAUUCGAAAUUUGGAACCACACCAAAACCAACUUGCAAACCUGCACUCAAUACCAGCCAGAAUACUACUGAUGAUAGCAGAUCUUCGAUUAGCUCGUAAGUAGCAUGCACGUGAAGCAGACAUUUGUCCGGCUUUUUGUUUAGGGAAGCUGAAAAAUUUCCAAACUAAAUAUAAGUGGAGCGCUGUUCUUUUACGGUGUUAGCGAAGGCGCAAUGGACAAAACGCAAAAUUUGUCUCCAGGGUCUCUACUUUUAACAAUGAUAUAGUAAUACAGAUGAAAGUAAAGGUCACAUUCACUCACAAUACACUAAUAUGUACGUCUAGAAUUUGAGAAAGCAAACCUAAAAUUGUAGGUUAUAUAAUUAGCUGUAAUAUUUCGAUAAGGAACCCUAGAACAAGAAACAAAAACAUGCUAGCCCAUUGUGAAGAAAAGUAUUUUACUCUCAGAUUUUAGAAUGUUUCAUUAUUUUUCUCAAGCUUUUUGAGCGGACGGAGUGAUAAAAUCACAGGAAAUGAUAGAAGAAAACAUCAAUGGUGCUGGAAGUUUUUAACACUUUCGUGAAAUAUGAGAUUAUAUUAUGCAACCAUUCUUAUUUUGCUUUUGAUUUGGGUUUGCAACAGAAACCUGUCAAUGUUAAGUCUGUUAGCAUUUAACCGAGAGCCGGCGUUUAAGUUUCGCUCUUAAUUUAUUACUGAACUAUAAUAGGUUUAAAUUUAGUACCAUUAUAAAUAGUCAUCAUUUAAUUUGUUAACUGCUAUUUUGCAUACGUAAAUCGUUAUAUUUAACGUAACAUUGCAACUGACAGAAAAUAUAUUAUUUUCUUAUAUUUGAAACUGCUCGUUCCAUAUUUUGUAAGGCUUGUACGCGAGAGGUUGGAUAUGAACUGAAUUAUAGACAAAAAAAAACACAGGAAAAGCAUUGCUUUUAAUGAACCUAAAGAAAACUUAAUUAUUUUCCUCAAUUAUCCGAGCAUUACAAACUAAUUGAAGCUUACUCUCAAACACUAACCAUCCUAUUGCUGAUAGAUUUUAGUGGGCGGUACGCAAAACUCCUCUGGUUUUAAAUAUUUUCCUCUUGCAUAACAUAUUGUGUCGACGUUUGAUCAAUUCCGAAUGAAUACAACUUUUUCAGUCGAAUAAAAAAAAAACAAGAAAACAAACUCAAGCCUAACAAGACCUUAAAAGAUAACGAAACUAUCACUGCGCUAUUUUCAAGAUUUAUUCUAGUGGUAAUCGUAUAGAAGUUAUGUAGUAGAGCAACCGCGUCAGGCAGCCGAUGAAGCUGAUGAAUGGUAUCAAAACAACUAAAAUGUAUGGAUUACAACAACAGAUGAAGUAGAAGUCAUAAAUCGUAAAUAGCUUAGCUACUCUUUUUACGCCAGAAAUUAAGAUUAUGAAAACAAGAACAAAUUGUGGCAUUUGGACACAUUGAAAA
Armigeres subalbatus is the source of this 4917-nucleotide messenger RNA. It is a transcript of the gene RhoBTB, whose product is annotated as rho-related BTB domain-containing protein 1. Lineage: Eukaryota; Metazoa; Arthropoda; Insecta; Diptera; Culicidae. Gene Ontology annotation, biological process: small GTPase-mediated signal transduction; regulation of actin cytoskeleton organization; engulfment of apoptotic cell. Bases 933 to 3206 code for a protein of 757 amino acids. Gene Ontology annotation, molecular function: GTPase activity; GTP binding; protein kinase binding. The record is from RefSeq and is a predicted model, not a curated record. Gene Ontology annotation, cellular component: cytoplasmic vesicle; cytoskeleton; cell projection. The transcript has 16 exons.